This is a messenger RNA of Cooperia oncophora, 750 nucleotides long. The record is from the annotation of a GenBank genome assembly. NCBI's taxonomy places the organism in Eukaryota, Metazoa, Nematoda, Chromadorea, Rhabditida, Trichostrongylidae.
AUGGGAGAAGAGAAGGAAAAGCGAGGCGAUAGACAGCGCGAAUUAGCUCAGCUUGGCAUGGGCCUGCUGGACGUACUUGACAACCGACUACUAUCGAUUCGAUGCGAUAUCAAUAAGAAUAGGAUUUGUUUCAAUGCAUGUGUCGAUGGUGAAUGGGGAAAAGAAGGAGCUAUCAAACAGCAUUACAAAGUCAAUGACGAGUUUGAUCUGCGGAUAAGAUGCUUCGACGAUCAGUUCCACAGUACUACGUGUGAGCAUCGUCUGGUGGCGAAAUUUGCCCACUACGUCCCAAUGAACAAUAUCUCACAUGUCUACGUGAACGGUGAUGUAUUGCUCUAUGGAGUCUCAGUGUACCGUAUGCAGCUGAUAUCCCAGGCAACUUCUAUUCGGGUCGGCGAUUAUUCGUGUCUGGUUUGGUACCCAAAAGGUGCUAAAGAGUUCUUGAUUGAUUUUCAUGCUAACGGUGAAUUGGCGUGUAGAAUCAAGGCUGCAUUCCCCACGAAAAAAGUGCUUCGUACGUCUCGAUUGAAUGAUCGAUGGGGACCUGAGGAACGAAUCGGCGCUGAUCAGGGAUUCCCAUUCAAAAGGAAACAAACAUUCGAUCUGCUGAUUUAUUGUAGCGAAAAUAAAUUCGAGAUGCUCGUCAACGACUGUCCGUUUGCAACAUUCGAUCAACGUAUUCCAUGCAAUCAAAUCAAUAAGUUAUCGAUCGAAGGAGACAUUAGUCUCCUUGGUGUGCACCUUAAAUGA